AUGUCCAGGCAGUCCAGCAUCACCUUCCAGACCGGCAGCCGCAGGGGCUUCAGCACAGCCUCGGCCACCACCCCUGCCACCGGCCGCUCCCGCUUCAGCUCCGUCUCCGUGGCCCGCUCCACGGGAGGCAGCGCGGGGCUGGGAAGAAUGAGCAGCACUGGGGCAGGCUUCGGGAGCCGCAGCCUCUACAACCUGGGGGGCACCAGGCGGGUCUCCAUCGGGGGGUGCGGCGGCAGCUUCCGGAGUGGCUUUGGCGGCAGGGCCGGCAGCGGGUUUGGGGUCGCCAGUGGAUUUGGCAAUGGGGGCGGAGCCGGAGGAGGCUAUGGGGCCUCGGGCUUCCCUGUCUGCCCCCCUGGAGGCAUCCAAGAGGUCACCGUCAACCAGAGCCUCCUGACUCCCCUCAACCUACAAAUCGACCCCUCCAUCCAGCGGGUGCGGAAAGAGGAGCGGGAGCAGAUCAAGACCCUCAACAACAAGUUCGCCUCCUUCAUUGACAAGGUGCGGUUCCUGGAGCAGCAGAACAAGGUCUUGGAGACCAAGUGGGAGCUCCUCCAAGAGCAGGGCUCCAAGACGGUGAGGCAGAACCUGGAGCCCUUCUUCGAGGCCUACAUCAAUGACCUCCGCCGGCAGCUGGACAGCGUCACCACUGAGAGGGGCAGGCUGGACGCUGAGCUGAGGAAUAUGCAGGAUAUUGUGGAAGAUUUCAAAGUCAGGUACGAGGAUGAAAUUAACAAGCGCACCACUGCUGAGAAUGAGUUUGUGGCCCUGAAGAAGGACGUGGACUCAGCCUACAUGAACAAGGUGGAACUGGAGGCCAAGGUCAAUUCUCUGACAGACGAGAUCAACUUCUUACGGAUGCUCUUUGAGGCGGAGCUGUCCCAGAUGCAGACCCAGGUCAGUGACACAUCUGUGGUCCUGUCCAUGGACAACAACCGCAGCCUUGACCUGGACAGCAUCAUCGCUGAGGUCAAGGCUCAGUAUGAGGACAUUGCCAACCGCAGCCGGGCCGAGGCUGAGUCCUGGUACCAGACCAAGUACGAGGAGCUGCAGGUCACAGCGGGCCGGCAUGGGGAUGAUCUCCGCAACACCAAGCAAGAGAUCUCGGAGAUGAACCGGAUGAUCCAGAGGCUGAGAGCCGAGAUCGACAGCGUCAAGAAGCAGUGUUCCAGCCUGCAAACGGCCAUUGCUGACGCAGAACAGCGUGGAGAGCUGGCCCUCAAGGAUGCGCGAGCCAAGCUAGUAGAGCUGGAGGAGGCCCUGCAAAAGGCCAAGCAAGACAUGGCCCGGCUGCUGCGGGAGUACCAGGAGCUCAUGAACGUGAAGCUGGCCCUGGAUGUGGAGAUUGCCACCUACCGCAAGCUGCUGGAGGGCGAGGAAUGCAGGCUGAGUGGUGAGGGUGUUUCUCCAGUUAACAUCUCUGUGGUCACCUCCACCGUUUCCAGCGGCUACGGCGGUGGUAGCAGCACUGGAGGUGGAAGCCUGGGUCUCGGUGGGGGCAGCGGCUACUCCUUCACCACCAGCACCGGGCACAACUUGGGUGCAGGCCUGGGUGGCUCCAGCUUCAGUGCCAGUAGCAGCCGGGGCCUCGGGGGCAGUGGCUCCAGUGUCAAGUUUGUCUCCACCACAUCCUCCAGCCGGAAGAGCUACAAGCAUUAA
Messenger RNA from Puma concolor (puma), 1656 nucleotides. RefSeq names its product keratin, type II cytoskeletal 75. Gene Ontology annotation, molecular function: structural constituent of skin epidermis. Gene Ontology annotation, biological process: intermediate filament organization; keratinization. Gene Ontology annotation, cellular component: keratin filament. NCBI's taxonomy places the organism in Eukaryota, Metazoa, Chordata, Mammalia, Carnivora, Felidae. The record is from RefSeq and is a predicted model, not a curated record.